UACAAAAUAUUGCUCCAUUUUAUUAUUAUAUUUUAUAUUAUAAGCUAAUAAUAUAAGUAUCAAACAAACGCAUAUAUUCUCCAAGAAACCUUGAAGAUCCGAACAUGGGCAUUCUUGCAGGUUGGUAUUUCUUCUUCAUUUUAUUAGUUGAUCUCUCGGCUCUGGCUGCGGCCAAAACAAGGCAUUUUAAAUGGGGUGUGGAGUACAUGCGCUGGUCGCCGGACGGCGUCGACGGUGUGGUCUUGGGGAUCAACGGCCAGUUCCCCGGUCCGACGAUCCGGGCUCGCGCCGGCGACACCAUAGCCGUUGAGCUCACCAACAAGCUCAGCACGGAAGGAGUUGUCAUUCACUGGCAUGGAAUCCGACAGAUAGGAACACCAUGGGCUGAUGGGACUGCAUUAAUUUCACAAUGUCCCAUUAUUCCUGGAGAAACAUUUGUCUACAGAUUCAAAGUUGACAAGGCAGGGACAUAUUUCUACCAUGCACACUACGGGAUGCAACGAUCGGCAGGGCUGUACGGGUCCUUGAUAGUUGAGGUGGCGAAUGGAGAGAAAGAACCAUUCCAAUAUGACGAAGAGUUUAAUUUGUUGUUGAGUGAUUGGUGGCACGCGAACUCUCACGAGCAGGAAGUUGAUCUCAAUUCUAAGCCAUUUCGUUGGGUUGGUGAACCCCAGAGCUUGUUAAUCAAUGGGAGAGGCCAAUACAACUGUUCCCUAGCAGCGUCAUUUAGCAUAUCACCAUCCACUCGGUGCAGUUUAAGAGGGGGUGAACAGUAUGCCCCUCAAAUUCUAAAAGUGCGCCCCAACAAAACUUAUAGGCUGCGCCUUGCCAGUAGCACAUCCUUGGCUUCUCUCAACUUGGCCAUUGGGGGCCACAAGAUGGUGGUAGUUGAAGCAGAUGGAAAUUACGUUGAGCCAUUUGCAGUGACUGAUAUGGACAUAUAUUCCGGUGAGAGCUAUUCAGUGCUGUUUACCACCGACCAACAUCCUUCAAACAACUACUGGAUUUCAGUUAGCGUACGAGGAAGACAACCUAAAACGCCCCAAGGCCUAACCAUACUCAACUAUCUUCCCAACUCAGCUUCAAAGCUCCCAACUUCACCGCCUCCGGUUUCACCAGCGUGGAAUGACUACAACCACAGCAAGGCAUUCUCCGCCAGAAUCCUCGCCCUGGGCCGCGGCGGCCCCACCGGGCCGCCGCGGGGACACGACCGCCGGCUACACCUCCUCAACACCCAGAAUCUCAUCGACGGGUACAUCAAAUGGGCUAUCAACAACGUGUCGCUGGCCCUGCCGCCCACCCCGUACUUAGGGUCGAUCAAACUGGGGGUAAGAAACGCGUUCGACCGCCGCCCGCCGCCCGAGAAGUUCUCCGAGGCGUACGACGUGAUGCGGGCGGCGUUGAACCCCAACGCCACCGUUGGCAACGGGGUUUACACGUUCCGGUUCAACUCCACCGUGGACGUCAUCCUGCAGAACGCCAACGCGCUGGCGGCCAACGUGAGCGAGAUCCACCCGUGGCACCUCCACGGCCACGAUUUCUGGGUGCUGGGCUACGGAGAAGGGAGGUUCAGGGAGGAAGAUGACGCCGGCAAGUUCAACCUGAAGAAUCCGCCGCUGAGGAACACCGCCGUGGUUUUCCCUUAUGGAUGGACCGCGUUGAGGUUUGUGGCUGAUAACCCUGGGGUUUGGGCAUUUCAUUGCCACAUUGAACCACACUUGCAUAUGGGCAUGGGAGUGGUUUUUGCUGAAGGAGUUCACCUUGUCAACAACAUUCCUACUCAGGCUCUCUCUUGUGGUUUGACUGCCAAAAUGUUCAUGAAAAACAAGCCUUAGCUAGGUCGGUUAAAAUAGCAAGCAUGCUAUGAUACAUAAUUGAGUAUUGGACAACA
Molecule: messenger RNA, 1891 nt
Organism: Ipomoea triloba (trilobed morning glory)
Lineage: Eukaryota; Viridiplantae; Streptophyta; Magnoliopsida; Solanales; Convolvulaceae
Product: L-ascorbate oxidase-like
Exons: 5
Coding region: 105-1835 (576 amino acids)
Cellular component (GO): plasmodesma; extracellular region
Molecular function (GO): copper ion binding; oxidoreductase activity
Source: RefSeq, a predicted model, not a curated record